UACCAACUGAAGAGCGAAGCUCAUUCAUUCCUGUUGAAAGUAGUAGAACGACCAAAUAUCCUCAAACAACCACAGAACAAAUUAGAAGUAGUACUCUUGCUCCAGAAGAAACAACUCCUUCGAUCGAAGAAAACAUUUCGUCUUCCACUCAAUCUGUCGAUCAUGCAACAACAAUGUUACAAACAGAAAGGUCAUUUGCCACAGAACGUAGCUUGCUUGCUCCCACUGAGAGUGGAAGAACAACGAAAUAUGUGGACACUACCACUGAACAAUUUUCAAUGGGUACCUCUGGUCCAAAAGAGACCACACUCUCUAGUGGAGAGAAAUCGUCCACAACGACACAGUCAGUUGAUCAUGAAACAACAAUGUCAAUGCGUGGAAUUGAUGACGGAAUCACGACUGUGCUUAGUAGUCAAUCUACAGAUGGUGUUACAACCCAAUCCACUUUAGAAAAGGAAGCACCUUACACAACUCAAAUUAUUGAUCUCGAAACCACUAUACUAGCGAUACAGGAGGUAAAUACUGUACCGACUGAAAGUGGAAGGACAAUAAAAUAUAUCGAUCCCAUUUCUUCUACUCUUUCGCCAAAAGAAACGACUCUUGCCACUGAAAAGGAUAUUUCAUCCACUACUCAAUUCAUUGGUCGUGAAACGACAUUGUUGCCUACUGAAAGAGAAUUUUCUACAGAGCAAAGCUCAUUUGGUCCAACUGAAGGCAAAACAACCACCAAAUAUGUCGAUAGUACCACAGAACAAUUCAAAAGCAGUCCUAUUUUAGAAACAACAACUGUUGUUAGUGGCGAAAAAACGCAUACCACAGAGUCCAAUGUUCAUGAAACGACAUUGAAACCAACAGCAAAAGGUUUCAGUACAGAAGGAGGCACAUUUGCUCCGACUGAGAGUGGUGAAACUACAAAAUAUUUCGAUACUACCACUGAACAAUUCACAACGAGUGGUUCUGCUUCAAAGCAGACGCCUCUCGCUGGCGAAGGACGAAUGUUCACAACAACUCAAUAUAUUGAUCAUGAAUCGACUAUAUUGCCAACAGAAAAAUUAUCUACCACUGAACAUAGUACGUUUGUUCCAGCUGAAGGUGGUACAACAGCCAAAUACUUCGAUAUAACCACUGAGCAAAUAAAAAUUAGUACUGGUAUUCCUCCAAAAGCAACGACUCUUCAAAGAGAGGAUAAAUUUCCGACGACCACUCAAUUUGUCGAUCACGAAACCACUUUACCACCAACAGAAAAACCUUCUGGUACUGAACGAAGCUCAUUCAUUCCCAAUGAUGGCAAAACUACAAUUAAAUAUAUCGAUACUACAACAAGUACUUAUAUUCCAAAAGUAACGACUUUUUCGGGUGAAGAGAAAAUUUCAUCAACUUCACAAUCGGUUGACCAUGAAACGACUUUAUCACCUACAGAAAAGACAUUUGUUACUGAUCGUAACACCUUCAUUCCGAUUGGCAGAACACCGAAAUAUGAUGAAACAACCACGGAACGAUUGAAGACGACUACUUUCGCUCCUCAAGUAACCACAAUGCGUGGUGAAGAAAAAUUACCUACUACAAUGCAAUUCGUUGGUCGUGAAACCACUUUGUUGUCUACUAAAAAAUCAUUUUCCACUGAGCGUAGUACGUUCGCUCCAACCGAAGGUAGUAGAACAACUAAAUAUUUCGAUACAACUACUGAGCAAAUAAAAACUAGCACUGGUAUUCCCCCAAGAGCGACGACUCUCCAAAGGGAGGAUAAGAUUCCUUCGACCACUCAAUUUGUCGAUCAUGAAACCACUUUACCACCAACAGAAAAAACAUUUGCUACCGAACGAAGCUCAUUCAGUCCUACUGAGAGUGGAAUAACGACUAAAUAUGUCGAAACAACUACUCAAGAGCUUAGAACUAGUUCGGUUCCACAUAAA
Messenger RNA from Sitodiplosis mosellana (orange wheat blossom midge), 1913 nucleotides. Its product is annotated as zonadhesin-like. The record is from RefSeq and is a predicted model, not a curated record. The transcript has a single exon. The annotation marks the transcript as partial. Lineage: Eukaryota; Metazoa; Arthropoda; Insecta; Diptera; Cecidomyiidae.